This is a messenger RNA of Trachemys scripta elegans, 805 nucleotides long. RefSeq names its product ATP synthase c subunit lysine N-methyltransferase (gene ATPSCKMT). Gene Ontology annotation, biological process: peptidyl-lysine trimethylation; regulation of mitochondrial ATP synthesis coupled proton transport; positive regulation of proton-transporting ATP synthase activity, rotational mechanism. Bases 47 to 790 code for a protein of 247 amino acids. The transcript is spliced from 4 exons. Gene Ontology annotation, molecular function: protein-lysine N-methyltransferase activity. NCBI's taxonomy places the organism in Eukaryota, Metazoa, Chordata, Testudines, Emydidae. Gene Ontology annotation, cellular component: mitochondrion. The record is from RefSeq and is a predicted model, not a curated record.
CGCCCAACGCAACGUAACGUGACGGGCGGGCGAUUCUGCGCCGCGCAUGCGCAGCGGGUUACUACCGGAAGGAUUUCUUAGCUGGGACCAAUGUGGCGCCCCCACUGAGCCCUUCUGGAAGCGUCUGACGGAAAGAAGGGCGCAAGUCAGAGUGGGAGAGACCACUAGGCGGAACUCCGACACACAUCAUAUUCUCAGGGUCCACGGCACUACAGUGAGAGCAAAAAAAGACGGCGCAAAUGCGCGCUGCGAGGCAGGGUACACUUUGUCGAUGUCAAAAGUACUUCAAGGAGAAAGCCAUACCCAAGACAUUUUGCAUAUGAAUCUUGAUAAUGACAGCUCAAGAAAAAGAAAUUGGGGAUUGUUGGUCACUGGCAUUGUUGGUGGGACAUUGGUGGUACUGUAUGCUGUUGCCACUCCAUUCAUAACUCCAGCACUGAGAAAAAUUUGCCUUCCUUUUGUACCUGCAACUUCAACUCAGAUUGAAAAUGUUUUGAAAAUGUUACAGUACAGAAGUGGAUCUCUGGUUGACAUAGGUAGCGGCGAUGGACGUAUUGUGAUAGCAGCUGCAAAAGAAGGAUUCAAAGCUGUUGGUUAUGAAUUAAAUCCCUGGCUAGUCUGGUACUCCAGAUAUCGUGCUUGGAGAGAAGGGAUGCAUCAUAAUGCCAAAUUUUAUAUUUCAGAUUUGUGGAAGGUUAGCUUUUCCCAGUAUACAAAUGUUGUUGUUUUUGGGGUACCUCAAAUGGUAAGUCUUUUUUCACUCUUUCAUUGUAUUUAUUGUGUUUUAUGACCAUAAUAGCAAGGC